AUGAGUUUCCCCGGUCACCACAUCACCCCGAAUCCGGAGGACCACGGCAGUGGUCCCUGGCCGAUAGACUCUAAGCGGCCCAUCUACGCUGCUCCGGUCCCUCAACCAUUCGUCUCAAUUGCCGCUCCUAGUUCUCACCUAGGCUUUAUUGUCCUAGGAGCUCAGCAGCAUACGGCCGGACAUUUUGGGAUAAGCCAAUAUGCGCCUUAUAUUAUCACACCUCUCGUAACGCCUCCUAACCUAAGAGUAGUAUAUAACGCGCGCGGAAGGAGCAGAGUCCCGCCUCAAGCUCACCACCAACAUCUAUUAUAUAUUAAUCCCAACUAUACCAACCCUACAUACUUACCUUCAGUUCUAGUUAUCGUAAAUACUACAGCCAUAGGAGCCACAGAACUAACAGUGGCCACGGGAGCCACAGGAGCCACGAAAAAUAUAAUAGGGCCUAAUAGAACUCUUCUUAUUCCACCUCCUAACCUAACUCAUCCAAGCUACGAACUCUCCCAGCCUAUAGCUAAGGCGAUGGAAAACUUUUCCAUUCCUCAUUGCUACAACUACCUACAAACUAAGGAUUUACUAAGAGACGAAAUAAAUAAGAAGGAACAGUAUUAA
Messenger RNA from Neurospora tetraspora, 609 nucleotides. RefSeq lists its product as uncharacterized. The coding region runs from base 1 to 609 and encodes 202 amino acids. NCBI's taxonomy places the organism in Eukaryota, Fungi, Ascomycota, Sordariomycetes, Sordariales, Sordariaceae. The record is from RefSeq and is a predicted model, not a curated record. The transcript has 5 exons.